Messenger RNA from Lecanosticta acicola, 4796 nucleotides. Lineage: Eukaryota; Fungi; Ascomycota; Dothideomycetes; Mycosphaerellales; Mycosphaerellaceae. The record is from the annotation of a GenBank genome assembly.
AUGUCGACACUGGCCGAACUACGCGUGACUGAGGUCCAAUCGCGGAAAAAUGAGUUGAAGUGCGUCCAUCCACACCCCAAAAUUCUCCAUACACGUCUUCACACGCGAUUUUAUUCAUGAGCAUCGUUUGCGCGUUUGUCUGGCAAAAAUGCCGUCAAAAUUGAGCGAGUUGUGCUGACAGCGUCCACAGGACUCUGGGUGGGCAACAUUGCGCCCGCCUAAGAACACUUUAUCACAUCCAUGCUGCGAUUCAAAACAACACCUCUCUCUCUGCCCUUGUUCAUACUCCAUUCGACUCGGAGAAUCCGGACUCCGAUGAGACUUUAUUUCUCGAAGGAAAUGACUUAUCGCGGUACGUGGCAGUGCUUACCCGUUGAUGGGGAUCUUACUAACAAUCUCGUGAUAGCGGCUUCAAUACCAAAGCAUUGACUCUCCUUCCGGGGCCAGCAACACUACAACAACAACGCGAUAACGACCCCAUAUCCACAUCAAAACUCCCUUCCGACCCUGCUCUAUCAUCUGCAUUGCCUCGAGAAGAUGCGACGCCAAAGACGCGCGCUCAAGAUGGCGCUGUCGCUCCCCUCCCACUCCAGACAGAGCCGUCGCAGCCCAAGGCCGGGUUGCUAGACUCUGGAACCCCUGCAGGCCCUCCAGUAAUCAUAGCAGAAGGGACUCCAGGAGUCGCGAACAUUUCCGACGAUUCGGUCAAGCCACUCGACUCCAACAUCGCUCCAGCGAAGGUUGCGCCGCCUCUGCCAGAGGAGGGCGCUGGUCUCGCCGGUACUGGUGAGCAAUACUUGUUGGACCAACAAGCUCCUCAGAAACCCGCCGAUACAGUACAUCUUCCGCCCGAGGAAGUUCAGGAAGAGAAGCUGCGCGAGCGAGAAGCAGAGGAGCAACGUCGGAAACAGUCGGAUGCAGACUCCAAGGCCUCGCAACGACUGGCAGCACCUCAAACCGAAUCUGCGUCAUCUCCUUCUUCGACUGUUGCCUACUCUGCGGCAACUCCACAGCCUCAUCACGAAACGUCAGACACGUCGCCAGACUCGGAGCAUGCGCCCGAAGAAUUGACUCCUCCCAAGGACCUACGGCCAUCUCUAGAGGAGCAACGGCGGAAAGAUGAACAUGAUCGUCAACUUGAGGCACAGAAGGAGCUGGCAAGGCAAAAAGGGAUGGGCGACGUUGCUGUCACUCCAGAUGAUCAGCUCAGAUUAGAAGAGCAAGAGGCUGCCGCUCGCGAUGCGGAGGAACGUGCGGCACGAGAAGCCGUAGGAGGGCCAGAACAUGACAGCAAAGGCGAUCGAUAUUCGACGGAGGCCGCUCAGGUUGCCGGAGAGAUGGAGGUCGACAAGCGGCAAGCUGAAGAGCAUACUGUGGAUGCUAAGCCGUCUGUGCAAUCGGUGGAAGAAAAGGCAGCACAGGCAGACCAACUGAUUACCGAAGAAAAUUCUGCUGCAAUCUCCAGCGAGCAGUCCUCUCUAUCAGCACCUGUUCCGACACCACCAUCAGCGCAGCGAAGCCAACGUGGGACACCAGCGGAGUCGGCGGGGAAACAUUCCACACCAGCUCCCAGCAAACGCGAAGGAAUGACGACGAGGGUAUCUUCUGGCGCUAUUCGACCCAGAUCUGUCUCCGAAAUCAUUGAUAAUUUUCAGUCACCUGCUGCGGAGUCUUCGCCCGCUCAAAAGGAGAUUGUGUCGCCCGUGUCUUUCUCGCCAAUAACACAGCGACAUGCCCAAGAAACACCGAAAAAUGUUGCGUCUCCUCAAAUGGUUUUGUCGCAUCGACAGUCAGCUCGUACUCCACCAUCGACACGCACGCUCAGCAUGUCCACCUCUGCACUCGAACAACUAGAAGUCUUGAAAGGCGCCGCUGAAGACCCCGGAAAAGAUUAUCUCGAGCCUCUCUUCAGGAUCCAGGCCCAUGACCUCCCCGGCUCAGGGACCAAGCCACUUCCAGACCUACUGAAAAUGGACCGAAAGACCUUGUCUACCGAGGAUCACUUCACAGCCAUGCACGAGCGGCUGGACUUUCGGAUGCUUCGACGGAUAUAUCAGCUGCAAAAUGCUAAUAAGUGGUCGCUGCGUCAGAUGGAAAAGUGCAAGGAGCCGGAGCAGCCGGUGACUCAUCACGAUCACAUGAUGGCUGAGAUGAAGUGGAUGCGAAAAGACUUCAAAGCUGAGCGAAAGAUGAAAAAGAGCAUCUGUGCGGUGCUCGCUCGGAGCUGUGCUGAGUGGGUUGCAGCCGAUGCGGAAGGAAGAAAACAGCUGCAAGUGAAUGUGAAAUCCCGCGAAUCGAAGCAGUCUAUUGGUGGUGCUGAGAGCGUGCCAGAGCUGGAGCAGGCGGGAGACUCGGCAGCGGAAGAUGAUUUAUCGCCACCAACUCCUCGCGAGGGCACUCCCUUGCCAAUUACCCUCGUUGUGGCCCCUGAACUGGAGGAGCGCGUGAGAGAGCUUGAGCAGGCUGGCAAGCUAUCGAGAACGCUCAAGUCAUUGCCGCAAACUGGAUUGCUGGAUCCCCAGCUGAAGCUUAAGAGAGAGUCAAUCACGAAGGUUUCAAAGUUCAUUGGAGCAAGGGUAUUGCCAAAGAGCUCCAACCCUACACUCAAGCGGUCGCGAUACGAUUACGAAGAUGAGGAUGAAUUCGUCGAAGCACAACCAAGUACUAAACGGCUGCGAGAAGAACUGCCACCUGAGCAGCCGGAUUACGCACUGUUUCAUUCAGACAACAAACCGAUUCGCGAUCGCUUGCACUCGAACAAUGCUUUCAGGCCCCCGUCCGAGUUCAUCAUGCCUUCCGUUUCCUUCUACGAGUUCCGUGCCGGCUCGCAGUGGCUUUGGGAAGACGAGCAGAAGCUCAAAAAGUUGGCAAAGGAGUACUCUUUCAACUGGUCACUCAUUUCUGACGAGAUGUCGUUACCGAGCCGCUACAAGAGCUCCUCUGAGCGUCGAACGCCCUGGGAAUGCUUCGAACGAUGGGUUGAGCUGGAAUCGUUACCGAACGACAUGCGCAAGACGGUCUAUUUCAAGACAUGGUACCAGAGGCUUGAACAAAGCCAACAGGCCGCCGAACAGAGGUACAACAGGCAGGUACAACACAUACAGCAGGCGCAGCAGAACGGUGUGCAAACGCAAUUGCCGCUCAGGAGGCGCACAUUGCCGAGCCGUGUGGAGAGAAGGAGAUCUGCAAGAUACCUUUGGAUGGUCGAUGGGUUCCGCAAGCUGGCUAAGAAACGCGAGCAGGCUGCUUGGAAACAGGCUGAGAGUGAGUUCAUCCAAUGCUUUCCCAUUUCGGGGUGGGAUCCCUGUGCUAACGUCACCUUUGCAGCUGCUCGCGCCGCAGCACAACGAAAAUCCCAGGCUGAAGCGAACCCGGCUCAGAAGAUGGUUAAGAUGACCCCACAGGAAUUCAGCAAGAAGCGACAAGAACGUGACCUGCAAGCCCUGGAGUACAUGAAGCAGCAGCGUCUUAAGCAGAUCGAGGCUCAGCGUCAGCAACUGGCGGCUCGUCAAAAUCAAUUGCAGCAGCAACAGGGCAUGCCGAACGGAAUGCCUAAUCAGCAGCGUCACCAGGUGCCAGGCAACCCCGGUCAGCAAGCGCAAAUGCAGGCCAAUGGCCAACAAGUGCCGAACAUGAACGGACAGGCGGCCGGCCAGCAGCAAUUGCGUCCGGUUGUCCCUAUGGCGCCUCAACGGAAUGGUCAUUUGGCACCUCCACAGGUCAAUGCGCAAGGGAUUCCGCAGGCUCAGAUGCAAGCUCGAGCUGCGAUGGCUCAGCACCCAAAUAUGCAGCCACAGAUCGCUCAGGCAAAUGCUCAAGGCCGGAGCCCUCAAUACGCGAACCAACAAUUCCAGAUGCCGAACGGUAAUAUGCCAAGCCCAGGUGGCAGUAACCUGACGAAUCAACAGCAGUUGCAGGCGAACCAUGCUCUGCUACAGGCGCUUCAGCACAAUAAUGCCCACCAAAACGCGAAUGGAAACCAGUCGUCUACACAGCAGCAGAUGUCCGUGUCGCCCAGCAUGCCACCUCCACCAACACCGCAGUCUACCUCUCAGCAGCUGUCUUCCGGUCACGUUCCACAGAUUGUCGCAAUCAAGGAGCGACUACGCGCUGCAAAUCCCGGCAUGUCCGAGACGGAGCUAAGUGCGAAUGCGACCGCACAGAUGAAGCAAAUGUCUCAGUCCCAAAUCCAAUCGCAGUCAACGAGCCAGAUGAGACAAAGCGCCAUGUCUGCUGCUGCCGGGAUCCCGAACCAACAGCAAAAUGGUAUGCAGCAGGCGCAGCAAUUUGCGCAGAAUCAGAGUUCGUACCAGCGCAACGGUCAGAUGGUGAAUGGCAUGAAUGGAAAUGGCGUUUACAUGAACGGUGAUGGCAGCACCCAGCAAGCCAACAUCAGUCCUGCCCCCAACACGAGCAGCCCAUCCGAGCAGCAGCGCCAACUCUAUCAACAAAACAUGUACCGACAGCAGUUGCAGCACAAGCAGCAGAUGCAGAUGCAGAGCCCACAUACCAACCACGCUCAGCUCAACGGGAGCCCGAAUGUGGCGCAGGCGAGCCCGAACAUGACGCCAGCGAGUCCAUCGGUGCAACUCGCCAACACUCCAGGCCAAAUGAGCGGCGGAAUGGGUACACCUACUAUGAAUGGACAGCGCCCACCGAGUCGAAGCAACACGCCUCAGAUGCAGCGCCUUGGUAGCGCUGGCAGCGGCGCUGGAGGGAUGGGCAAUGGAAUGCAGAGUCCCGGCGCGAUGCAGCAGGGCAGUCCGCGCAACAUACAAGCAAGCCUAGCACGCUAG